CCAAUGCCUGGAACAAAUUACACUUUGGUGACCACCUUCAUUCUUUUUGGACUCACAGAACACCUGGAAAUGCAUCAAUUGCUCUUUGCAACAUUUUUAAUUGUCUAUAUUGCCACUCUGCUGGGGAAUCUUGGGAUGGUUUUAUUAAUUUGGAUUGUUCCCCAGUUACACCCCAUGUACUUCUUUAUUAGCAGCCUAUCCUUUUUAGAUGCCUGUUAUUCCACCACCAUCAUACCUGUAAUGCUAGUGACCUUUUUAGUGGGAAAGAAAACCAUAUAUUAUGCUUCCUGUAUCACACAGUAUUGUUUCUUUGCAAUAUUUGUCACAACUGAGUUCUUCCUAUUGGCUGCAAUGGCAUACGAUCGCUACGUGGCCAUCUGCAACCCUUUGAUGACUAAGAGGCUUUGUUCUGGAUUGACAGCUGGCUCAUAUCUAUGGGGAGUUGUAAACUCUAUGAUUCACACUUGCAGUUUGUUAAGGUUGGCCUUUUGUGGGUCCAGCAGCAUCAAUCUUUUUUGCAAUGUCACCUCGUUUUUGAAACUGGCUUGCAAUGACGUCUCUAUGAAUGUGAUGCUGAUGUUCGUUUUUGGCAGUUUGUUUGAAAUGAGCACCUUGCUGAUCAUUAUUACCUCUUAUAUAUUCAUUAUUACUGCAGUUCUAAGGAUUCACUCCACAGAAGGGAGGCAUAAAGCAUUUUCUACCUGUGCAUCCCAUCCCACAGCAGUGGCCAUAUAUCAUGGAACUAUUCUCUUCAUGUACUUCCGGCCCACUUCUAGCUAUUCCCUUGACAGUGACAAAACAGCAUCUGUGUUCUACACAGUAAUAAUACCCCUGUUGAAUCCAUUGAUCUACCGUCUGAGGAAUAAGGAUGUAAAAUAUACUGUGAAAAAAGUGUUUGGAAGAGAACUGGGCUUCCAGUAA
Molecule: messenger RNA, 921 nt
Organism: Thamnophis elegans (Western terrestrial garter snake)
Lineage: Eukaryota; Metazoa; Chordata; Lepidosauria; Squamata; Natricidae
Product: olfactory receptor 1052-like
Biological process (GO): sensory perception of smell; G protein-coupled receptor signaling pathway
Cellular component (GO): membrane
Molecular function (GO): olfactory receptor activity; odorant binding; G protein-coupled receptor activity
Source: RefSeq, a predicted model, not a curated record